AGAACUAGUGCUCUACAUUUUCUCUCCACUCACUACAGGCCUCACACGUGAACACAUGAGGCUCUACACGGCCAUUCACAUUCACAAAACCGAUCAGGUCUGGCUUUUUUCAGGAUGGGUUGGUGUCAGGGCCUUCUUCUCCUGGCUUUACCGUUUCUCGGGAUCUCAGCAUCAUUUUCCUCUUCACUCAAGACAAUCGCAGUGUUCGAAGGGACCGACGUCGUAAUCCCGCUGAGUGUAACCAGUGAACUGAACCUCACCGAAAUUCAGUGGACAUUCAAUUUGCUCCACAACACCAGGCUGCUGGCUAUGCUUAUCACAGGAGAGAGUUGGAGAGUUCUGACUCCGGACAAAAGAUUCAAGAUCACAGAAAACGGGUCCCUGGUGCUUGAAGAUGCCCACUUUGAGGAUGCUGGAGUCUAUAUAUGUCGCUUUUAUUUUUCAGAUUGCAGCAUUCAGAAACAUACAGUUAACCUGCAAGUUCAGACACACAAUAUCAGCAUAGAGAAGACGAUGGAGAAGAACUCUACAGCCAGUAAGACUUCCUUUACUCCUGUUUUACCUGCCCUAUCCAACACUCACUUCUCAUGA
Messenger RNA from Clupea harengus (Atlantic herring), 591 nucleotides. RefSeq names its product amphoterin-induced protein 2-like. The transcript has 3 exons. The coding region runs from base 115 to 591 and encodes 158 amino acids. Lineage: Eukaryota; Metazoa; Chordata; Actinopteri; Clupeiformes; Clupeidae. The record is from RefSeq and is a predicted model, not a curated record.